CAGCAUUCCUCCUGAAUACGACUGCUGAAAGCUCCGCAGCACCUGCAGCCUCCGGUGGGACAACAGGCGCUGCCAGGUUUACAGCCACUCAGAGGGGACCAGCCUCUGGGGAACCAGCGCCCUGCUCUCCUCACUUAUCUCCUGACACACUGAGAGCAGAGGAGUGUGCAUCAAAAGCCACAAUGACGGAGCUAACGUCUAAAAAACAGGGAUUUAAAAAGUGUCGCAGUGCCACUUUCAGCAUCGAUGGCUUCAGCUUCACCAUCGUUGCAAAUGAGGCGGGGGACAGCAACCGCCAUCCGCUGGCCCGCUUUGCACGCUCACGGUCCCAGAACAUACUGUCCACUGCCGUCACAGCCGCCGUCACAGGCAUCACAGAGCCCAAAGGAAUUCAGACUGACCCUCGCAGCGCCGCCGAGAUCCUGGCUGAGGAGCUGCCGACGCCUGACGCACCCGACGCCAUGGAGAAGACUGCAAUCAGGUUGCGAUGUCUCAUAAAGCAGCUGGAGAGGGGGGAGGCCUCCGUGGCAGACCUGAAGAAAAACCUGGAGUACACCGCCUCGGUCCUUGAAGCUCUAUACAAUGAGGAGACUAGGCGGCUGGCGGUUUCCGAAGAUGAGCUAAGUGACAUCCAGUCAGACUCAGUGCCGUCAGAGGUUCGGGACUGGCUGUCAUCCACUUUUACCCGGCAGAGGCGUCUGAUGUUGCGCCGUACAGAAGACAAGCCGCGCUUUCGCAGCAUCGUUCAUGCAGUGCAGGCUGGCAUUUUUGUGGAGAGGAUGUACCGACGAAGUUCCAACUUAAGUGGUCUUAUCUAUCCCCAAAAUGUCAUCACUGUGCUCAAGCAUGUGGACACGUGGUCAUUUGAUGUGUUUGCACUGAAUGAUGCUAGUGGAGACCACGCUCUGAAAUUUGUCUUCUAUGACCUUCUAACCAGAUACGACUUGAUCAAUCGUUUCAAGCACUGGCUCACUGAGUUGGAGAUCUUUGCCAUCAUUUUUGCAGCUGCCAUCCAUGACUUUGAACAUACAGGGACCACCAAUAACUUCCAUGUUCAGACCAGGUCAGACGCAGCCAUGCUGUACAAUGACCGAGCUGUUCUGGAGAACUACCACAUUAGUGCUGCCUUUCGCCUUCUGCAGGGGGAUGAUGAAAUGAACAUCCUUACCAACCUUUCCAAAGACGACUGGAGAGAGCUGCGAACACUAGUAGUGGAGAUGGUGUUGGCCACGGACAUGUCCUGCCACUUCCAGCAAAUCAAAGCCAUGAAAAGCGUCCUGCAGCUGCCGGAGGCAAUUGACAAACCGAAGGCCUUAUCCCUGCUGCUGCACACUGCUGACAUCAGCCACCCUGCCAAAAACUGGGACCUCCAUCACCGCUGGACUACAUCGCUGCUUGAGGAGUUCUUCCGACAGGGUGACAAAGAAGCAGAGCUGGGUCUACCUUUCUCCCCUCUCUGUGACCGCAAAUCCACCAUGGUGGCCCAGUCCCAGAUUGGAUUCAUUGACUUCAUUGUGGAGCCAACAUUCACUGUGUUGACGGAAAUGACCGAGAAGAUUGUGACACCGCUUAUUGAGGAGGCAUCUCACUCUGGAUUGUCUGGCUUCAGACGCUCUAGUUUCAACAGUAUCAAUGGCAGUGAUGCAAAGAAUUCCAGUGUGAAGAGUACAGGCUCAGAGGCCAGCUGCUGUCUGACCACAGUGGACUUCAAGAGCUUCAGGUCCACUUGGAACCAAGACAUUGAUCGCAACAGGGAGACAUGGAAGGCCCAGGCCGCCAAAGACCUGGAGGAAAAGGGUAAGAAGAAGGCAAAGGAAGGCAGUCAGGAAGAGAAGGACAUAGAAGAGGAGAAACAAUCACGGGGCCCCAACACAGGACAGGAGGAGAUGAAAACAGAUUUGGAGGAACAGGAGGACGUGGGGAACAGGAGGCAAGAGCAGGAGAGGCACAAUAAUCCCAGUGGAGCCGCAGGAUCCCCGUUGGUAUCGAGCCCAAAGAAACCAGACAAGAAGAAGCCUGGCGGCCACACAGAGCGGCAGUGGCGGAAUGGCCCUCCGCCUGACUUCCCUCUGAUCCAUCACUGCAAGAGACCCAGCUACUCUGCCAGCUCCUUCCAGCGGGUCAGGUCAAAGGUCAAUGAGAUGCGGCCUAUCGAUGCGAGGGGGAAAGCCAGGCGACUGCAGCGCAUAUCGCUGCGUCGCCAAAAGUGACCACAUACAGGGUUUCUGCGGGGGUCUUAAAAAGUCUAACAUUUGUAAAUAACAGGCCUUAAAAAGAAGUCUUACAUUUGCUUAAGUAUGUGGAACAUGUCUUCAUUAAUUAUAAACAUGUCUUAAUUUUCCUAUGUCCAUUACUUAUUUCUUUGGCCUGUCCAAAAAUCCUUUUGCUAUAUUACGACUAAAC
Molecule: messenger RNA, 2403 nt
Organism: Etheostoma cragini (Arkansas darter)
Lineage: Eukaryota; Metazoa; Chordata; Actinopteri; Perciformes; Percidae
Gene: pde1ca
Product: phosphodiesterase 1C, calmodulin-dependent a
Exons: 16
Coding region: 183-2210 (675 amino acids)
Biological process (GO): signal transduction
Molecular function (GO): 3',5'-cyclic-nucleotide phosphodiesterase activity
Source: RefSeq, a predicted model, not a curated record